GGGCUAGCCACCGGCGCCAUGGAGCUGGAGCUGGGGCUUGCGCCGCCCAACCACGCGGGCUCGUGCGGGAAGAGGGGCGUGGCGGAGGCGUUCGGAAUCAAGAAACCCACGCUGCCACUCUUCCUGGGCGACGACGACGACGACGGUGGCCACGGCCACGGCGAAGACGGCACUGGCGACACUCGCGACUGGGAGAUGGGCAGCAAGAGGAGGAGGCUUGUGGGGUGGCCGCCGGUGAAGAUCGGGCACCGUCCGCGCAGCAACGGCCACGUGAAGGUGAAGAUGGAAGGGGUGCCCAUCGGGAGGAAGGUGGACCUGUCCCGCAACGCCUCCUACCACCAGCUUCACCACACGCUCCGCCUCAUGUUCCCAUCCUCCACUUCUCACCAUGGCGAUCCAUACGCCGUCACCUACGAGGACGGGGAUGGGGACUGGAUGCUCGUCGGAGACGUGCCGUGGGAGGAGUUUAGCAAGUCGGCUAGACGGCUCAACAUACUCAUGUCACCACCGACGACUACACUUGGCACUGCUGGUUGAAUGUGGGAGUCGUGGCUCUGCACCGGCGUGUGUGUCUAGUUAAUUAGCUUACUGAAUAAUGUUAGUAUAAUGUUGUCGUCACGUCAACAAGUAUGGGACUUUCUGAGUUUAUUUCUCUUGUCCAGGAUAUUAAGUUAUGUUAACGAAACAAAUUCGGUGAAAUGUUGAAAAUUAUUACGGGAUUUGAUCUAUCAAAAUGUACUUGAAUUUGAUUAAUUUUCACUGGA
Messenger RNA from Triticum dicoccoides, 764 nucleotides. RefSeq names its product auxin-responsive protein IAA20-like. The record is from RefSeq and is a predicted model, not a curated record. NCBI's taxonomy places the organism in Eukaryota, Viridiplantae, Streptophyta, Magnoliopsida, Poales, Poaceae. The transcript is spliced from 3 exons. Gene Ontology annotation, cellular component: nucleus. Gene Ontology annotation, biological process: regulation of DNA-templated transcription. Bases 19 to 537 code for a protein of 172 amino acids.